Messenger RNA from Camellia sinensis, 503 nucleotides. Lineage: Eukaryota; Viridiplantae; Streptophyta; Magnoliopsida; Ericales; Theaceae. The record is from RefSeq and is a predicted model, not a curated record.
UUUUUCGUUCUUUAGUUUAAAAAAUUUGGAUUCUAUUUACUUAAAAUGUUUGUAAUUGCCGAAGUCUUAGUGGAUUCUAUUUACUUAAAAUGUUUGUUUGUUUGUAAUUUUAAUUUGGAUGUAGGAGACAAUAGGUCACUUGAUCAAAUUCCUAUUGCUUGCAAAGAUGCAAUAGUAAUUUUGUUUAUGUUUGAUCUUACUAGCCGGUGUACUCUAAAUAGUGUUAUUGGAUGGUACAAUCAAGCAAGAAAGUGGAAUCAAACGGCAAUUCCUAUACUAAUCGGGACCAAAUUCGAUGAUUUUGUUCAACUUCCGCCGGAUUUGCAGUGGACAAUUGUGACCCAGGACCCAUAUUUUUCAUAUAAAGUACAACUUAUUCAUCAUCCAGUCUGAAGGUGGAGUAUCCAAAAUCGUGGUUCAUAGCUGCCCACCCCAAGUGUCCCUAGCUAAACUAACUGCUUUGGUAACAAAUUAAUCUAAAUUUUCACUUCAAUAAUUGAGAU